Messenger RNA from Myotis brandtii (Brandt's bat), 1549 nucleotides. RefSeq names its product arginyl aminopeptidase (aminopeptidase B) (gene RNPEP). Gene Ontology annotation, biological process: proteolysis. The coding region runs from base 5 to 1534 and encodes 509 amino acids. Gene Ontology annotation, molecular function: metalloaminopeptidase activity; zinc ion binding. Lineage: Eukaryota; Metazoa; Chordata; Mammalia; Chiroptera; Vespertilionidae. The record is from RefSeq and is a predicted model, not a curated record. The transcript has 12 exons.
GUGUAUGGUGUGCUGGUUGGCCCCCGAGCAGACGGCAGGAAAGGAGAAGCCCUUUGUGUACACCCAGGGGCAGGCCGUCCUGAACCGGGCCUUCUUCCCCUGCUUUGACACGCCUGCGGUCAAGUGCACGUACUCCGCCCUCAUCCAGGUCCCCGACGGCUUCACCGCGGUGAUGAGUGCCGACACCUGGGAGCGGCGAGGGCCCCACGGGUUCUUCUUCCGCAUGAGCCACCCCAUCCCCUCCUACCUCGUCGCGCUGGCCAUCGGAGACCUGGCCUCGGCGGAGGUGGGGCCCAGGAGCCGGGUGUGGGCCGAGCCCUGCCUGGUCGAGGCUGCCAGGCAGGAGUAUGACGGCGUGAUCGAGGAGUUCCUGGCCGCAGGAGAGAAACUCUUCGGACCCUACGUUUGGGGCAGGUACGACGUCCUCUUCAUGCCGCCGUCCUUCCCCUUCGGGGGCAUGGAGAACCCGUGCCUGACCUUCGUCACCCCCUGCCUGCUGGCGGGGGACCGCUCGCUGGCCGACGUCAUCAUCCACGAGAUCUCGCACAGCUGGUUCGGGAACCUGGUCACCAACGCCAACUGGAGCGAGUUCUGGCUCAACGAGGGCUUCACCAUGUACGCACAGCGGCGGAUCUCCACGCGCCUCUUCGGUGAGCGGCCUGAACCUGCCUGGUCGGUCACUCAGCAGGGGAGGCCGACCUCGAAGUGUCUGUCCUCCUUCUCCCCGCGGCCGCCAGGGGGCAGCGCAGCCUCCUGUCCGACCGCGGAGCACCCGCUCAACAAGCUGCGGGUGAAGAUCGAACCAGGUGUGGACCCGGACGACACCUACAACGAGACCCCCUACGAGAAAGGCUUCUGCUUCGUCUCCUACCUGGCCCACCUGGUGGGCGACCAGGAUCAGUUUGACAGGUUCCUCCAGGCCUACGUCAAGGAGUUUAAGUUCCAAAGCAUCUUGGCGGACGACCUCCUGGAGUUCUACCUGGAGUACUUCCCGGAGCUAAAGCAGCGGAAGGUGGACGCCAUUCCAGGCUUCGAGUUCGACCGCUGGCUGAACACCCCAGGCUGGCCACCGUACCUCCCGGACCUGUCCCCCGGGGACGCGCUCAUGAAGCCUGCGGAGGAGCUGGCCCAGCUGUGGGCGGCCCCGGAGCUGGACAUGCCGGCCAUUGAGGCCGUGGCCAUCGGCUCCUGGAAGACCUACCAGCUGGUGUACUUCCUGGACAAGGUCCUCCAGAAGUCCCCUCUGCCGCCCGGGAACGUGAAGAAGCUGGGGGAGCUGUACCCGAAGAUCUCGGGCGCCCGCAACGCAGAGCUGCGGCUGCGGUGGGGCCAGAUCGUCCUUCGGAACGACCUCCAGGAGGACUUCGGGAAGGUCAAGGACUUCCUGCAGAGCCAGGUGGGUACCGCGCCCCCAGGCCCACAGCCCGCAGCUCCGGGGCCUCACCCUUCCCUGGAGCAGCGGGAGGGGCGGAGAGCGAGCGGGGAGGGUCUGCCCACAGCCCCUCGGGAGGGAGGCCCAAGGGCAAGGAGGUGAGUGAUCCAGAGGCUG